AUGAAGAAUAUCGCCCGGAUUAGUGUUAUGAUACUGACUUUGGUCUGCCUGUCACAGCAACGUCAUCUUGGAGGGAGAGAAAUGACAACACAGAACAACAGAUCGCCUGACAAUUUACGCAGAAACUCGAAACCAUCGAUAUCUCAGUCAUUACUGAAAAGAAAUGCUCCAAACAAAUCAUCAGAUCCAAACCGAUCAGCCAAUCAAAACGAUCGACAAAGUAGUUCGAAUCUCAGGUCAGCCAAUCAAGUUAUCCCUUCGCCUAGGAGAGUGCGCAUGAAUACACAGAGCCUACAGGGACAAAAAAGCAUUAGGGUUCGACAAAACAGCGGCAGACCAUUGGUUCAGAAUCCACAGCGAGGCUCACAUAUCAUAUCGCCUAGUGUUGCCAUUAAACGUAAUCAAGGGCGGCAACUCUCUCGGAGUAAUUCAGCAUCGAAUAGAAAUAACUUUGCACGAGUUGUCAGUAGCCGAAAUCAAAAUGUACGGAUAACCAGCGGACGAAACACACACAACGGAAUAGGGAUAAAUCGCGGUCAGACAGGAAACGGUCAGAAGAUAGCAAGGCAAGAACGACUACAACUUCCUGCUCAACAAAAUAGUCAGCUCGGCAGACAAAUACAAAUUCAACAGUUGCCAAGUAACCUUGUUACAACGGGAGUUGAAAGGGGACAAGGUUCCAUAAUUCGUGGACAUAACAACAUCGUCAGUACUGCAAGAGGAUCUAGUAUUAUUCGACCAAAUGGCAUGAUUCCAGGCCAGAACGGAGAGUUCAAACAAGGGGCGACAAAUCAAAUCAGAAUUCGAACGCAAACGGAUACAUCGAAGCUACCAUUUAACGAUUUUAAUAGAAAUAUUCCAAUUAUCAAGGAAAAUACAGAGAGGGGGAUGUGGAAGAGUGUUCCAAGCGGUACAAGAAGUGUUCCUUUGGAUCAACUGAAAAGUCAGUCUAGAAGUUUCCAAAACCAGCCACAGUCGACAUUAAUCCUAAACACACAACCACUUGUUUCACGAGGGCAAACAAAUAUGAACUUAGCUAAUUCCAAAAACAGGAUGAUAUCAAUUCAAACUGAUCCGAAUGUUAUGACUCCAAAUGGAGGAAAUAGUAUUCCCGGAAGUACCUCGGGAAUAGCUGUACCAAAUGUAGUACAGCCUACAGUAGUCCAGGGUCUCGGAUCAAACGGGAUGAUAGCACUGGAACUUAAUCUAGGCGCUACAACCACUAAAACGUCAACAAAUGUCAAUAGUAUCCAGUCAGGUCUGUCUGGUGCCAGUAGCGGAAGUACUGGAACUGCCACUUCCGGUUUGAAAUCUUCUUCCAAUUCUCCUGGAAACUUAAUAUCAACAAACAAUGUGUCACCACAGGUUUUACAGAUACAGAAGGUUCACUCUGGAGUCACUUCCGGCGGCAAGAAGAAAAUGAGUUUGACACUAUCGUCUGGUCAAUCAGGAACACAGCCAAUUGUCAUAGAAGCUCUUGGUAACAUCAUCCUCUCACAAGAAAAGCUUCCGGAUGGGCGUGUCCAAUUUGUAAUUAAAGCAGACCCGCCCACUUCCGGUACAACUGUUAAGUCAACCACCAAAACGACCACUCCAGUUCGGAGAACUGUAACCACGACAGCAACCACAGUAACAGAACUACCGACAACAACUACCGCCAUCCCUACAUCCACACCCACUCUGCCAACAAGCACUAUCUUUAUGGAGGAAACAGAAAUGCCUGAACCAGGAGAAUUUACAUACCCUCCUUCUGGUUUAGGAACUACAGAACCGAUGUAG
Molecule: messenger RNA, 1779 nt
Organism: Ylistrum balloti
Lineage: Eukaryota; Metazoa; Mollusca; Bivalvia; Pectinida; Pectinidae
Exons: 3
Coding region: 1-1779 (592 amino acids)
Source: RefSeq, a predicted model, not a curated record